AUGAAAAUGGAGGAAAUGACUUUGUCGGGCCUGGAUAACAGCAAGUUGGAGGUAAGUUGCCUCCCUUGAGGCUGAAAGGCUUCUUACAAGGAUUUGGAGGGAGCAGUGCCAUCAAAGGCAGGCAGAAAUUGAUGGGUUCGUGAAAAGUCUGAGGUGGAGGACCUGUUCUCCUAGGUACAGAAGUUCAUGCCAGUGUGGUGUAGUGGUUAAGAGCGGUAGACUUGUAAUCUGGUGAACUGGGUUCGCUUCCCCUCUCUUCCACAUGCAGCUGCUGGGUGCCCUUGGGCUAGUCACACUUCUCUGAAGUCUCUCAGCCCCACUCACCUCACAGAGUGUUUGUUGUGGGGGAGGAAGGGGGAGGAGAUUGUUAGCCCCUUUGAGACUCCUUAGGGUAGUGAUAAAGCGGGAUAUCAAAUCCAAAUCCAAACUCUUCAUGCAAGCCAGGACUUUAGCCCCAGAGCCUUUCCAUCAUGAGAGUUGCUGGAAGGAUAUUAGAAACUGGGAUUCCUCCCCCCCUUUUAAUAAAGAGACUUCAUCCUUUGUAUUGAUUGUGUGUUGGAAGCACAACCUAUUCUGACAUCUAUUAGGAAUAUUGAUUCAUUUUACACGGUUACAAUUUCACAGCCUUGCUGCCAUUUCUUUUGACUUUGGUGCCCCGGGAAUUUAGAAUGAGGCUACACUCACUCUUGUUUCUGUGGUUUACCUCUGAGUAGACUUAACUAGGAUUGUAUUGCAGUGUAGGCAAUUCUGGGUGACCUUUUACGACUGGUUCAAAUGACUUGUGUGUUCUGGGGUGUGGAAGUGCAAGCCACUUGCAUUUCCUGUCCAACACCUUCCCCUCCGCUUUAAAAAACAGCCAUGAAGAACGAUUGAAGUCUUCCAGGCAGUGUUUGGAUUGUAGGUGCUUCUUGCCUUCUUGAGAACAGAGUUGGGGAGUGAGGGGGGACAUGGCUAGUGGAAAUCCUCUUAGCAGGAUGCAGCAAUGUACAUUAAUUUGGCUGGAUAGCUUGGUUGGUAGAGCCUGAAACUCUUAAACCCAGAGUCGUGGGUUUGAGCCCCACACUGGGUGAAGGACCCCUGCAUUUCAGGGGGUUGGGCUAGAUGACCCUUGUGGCCCCUUCCAACUCUACAAUUCCAGAGUGUUUUAUGGGGGCUGAACUCUGGACUGGGAUCAGAUUCUGAGGCUUAAACCAUGGGCAAUGGAUGCUGCUCCCAGUUCAACCUUGCUCUUGUUCUCUAUGGCUCUCACUGGUCUUGUUCUUGGUCUUGGUCUUCUUGCUUCCUAGGCUGUGGCUCAUGAUAUCUAUACAGACUUGAUUGAGGAUGCCUGCCUGGGCUUGUGCUUUGAGGUCCACCGGGCUGUCAAAUGUGGCUAUUUCUUUUUGGAUGACACAGAUCCUGAGAGCAUGAAGGACUUUGGUAAGUAUGUGUUGCAGCCAAUCAUUCCUCCACCCCCAUCCCUUGCCCCUUACCAGAAAUCCAGCAUAGAUUUUUAAAGGGUGCUUCUUUGUUUUAAUGCCUUGAGUCUAAUCCAUGGGUAGGCAAACUAAGGCCCAGGGGCCGGAUCUGGCCCAAUCGCCUUCUCAAUCCGGCCCGUGGAUGGACCGGGAAUCAGCAUGUUUUUACAUGAGUACAAUGUGUGCUUUUAUUUAAAAUGCAUCUCUGGGUUAUAUGUGGGGCAUAGGAAUUCAUUCAUUCCCCCCCCCCAAUAUAGUCCGCCCCCCCAAGGUCUGAGGGACAGUGGACCGGCCCCAUGUGAAAAGUUUGCUGACCCCUGACUCUAAUCCAAUUCCUUGAUUAAAUUUGUGCUCAUGCAUAUAUUUAAUACCAUCACAGCUGCCAAAGGUUCAUUUUCCAUUUUUAAAAGUUACUUCUUUCUCUCUCUCCCCCGCCCCCCGCCUUCUAAAGUGAGUGAUUUAAGAAGCCACUCAUAAUGGUGGGCUGCAGAAUUUUAUGCUUGGGGAAAGGGAGGGUGGUUAAAUCCAGACCACAGCGUGGCACAUACAAAGAGCAGGGGAACUGCAGAAUGGUGCCUGCAGAACGAAUUGCUACAGAGGCAAUACGUUCCGUGCUGCAAGGAACUUGCAUGAAGGGAGCUUGGUGGCAGGAUGAGCUUAAAGUCGCCUGGGAAAUCUUUUGCUCGAGACUGCAGGAUUUAAGAAGAGGGGAUCAAAGUGGUUAGGUGAAUUAGUGGGGUUCCCCAGCUGGUGCCCCCCACCACUCCUUUGGAUUCAGCUAGUCCCUCCCACUUGAGAAACCAUCUCCCAUUUCUUCCCUACUCCCAGAAAUUGUAGAUCAGCCGGGACUGGAUAUCUUUGGCCAGGUCUACAACCAGUGGAAGAACAAGGAAUGUGUUUGCCCAAACUGCAGCCGAAGCAUUGCCGCCUCCCGCUUCGCCCCACACUUGGAGAAGUGCCUUGGCAUGGGCCGGAACAGCAGCCGCAUUGCCAAUAGGAGGUGAGGUCUAAGAAUCGAAGCCUUGCCAGAAAACCAAACCUCUCAAAAUGGUGUUUUGGGUAGCAAAGGUUGUGAGAAGGCCAAGGGUAGGAUUUCUGGAAGAAGGAACAAAUGCCAAAAACGGGUGAACUUUUGGCUUCUGGUUCAUACCAGGUUGUGCAUCUCCUGUGCUUAAAACAAUUUUUUGAUGUCUUUGCCAUGCUGAACCUAAAUUCUGCACCGCUAAGUAGCUUACGUGGCAUGGCUGGAAAAUACAGCCCAGAUCAACCCUAGCAAUUGCCUGGUCUGGUCUGGAGUCGUAGCUAAGAGAGGGUUCGAAUCUUGCCUCUGCCCCUGACCUUCCCAAGUCCAAAUGGCCUUGGUAAAGCUGCUGUUUUCUGUCCUGACCCUUCUUUUCUUCUCCCCAUCCCUGGUCUUCCAUAUGGGGAUCAUUACACAGAAUUCAGAGGGAUAUUGAAAGGGAGGGAGUACUGAGGGGUUUUGUGUGAAUUGCUAUAAACACUCAAAAAGUGUUAUAAUUGCAAUGGCAUAAUUAAGAACCUGCUGCUGGUGACAAAUCAGAAGAAAGUGUGUCUUUGGCCUUGACUCUGCUUGCUCCAUUACACUGUAUCCUAAUAAGGUUUUCAAACUUUCCACCAACAGGGACCCCUUUUUAAAAUUCCCUUUUUCGGCAAAAACCCCCUUGCCUUGUUGGCAUGGGUGUGGGAGCAGUUUCUGGGGCCACGUGCUCAGUUCAUGUAGAUAUUUGCCAGCCUUGCUUGGGGGCUUCACCUCUUUGUGGGAACUGGGAAUGUGUCAUGGACUACAGCCUUGUGCCUGCGCUUUGCAGAGGAAGACAGUGGUGGGAACACAGGCAUUCCUGUUAGUUACGAGUCGGCCUUCAGACGUGGCCAUGUAACUUUCAGGGGAAGUUAAUCACCAUUAAGUGUCAUCUUCGCCAUUCAAAACUGCUGCUCAAACUUUUCCUCCUCCCACCGCAAAGCUGUCUAGCUCACUUUCUUUUUUCCUCUUCCUGUUCCUUUUGCUAUAGGAUAGCAAGCAGUAACAACAUGAACAAAUCCGAGAGUGACCAAGAAGACAACGACGAUAUAAAUGAUAAUGACUGGUCAUAUGGAUCCGAGAAGAAAGGUAAGACAAGGAAGGGGUUUGGCGGCAUAUUAUUUAUUCUGUUUAUAAAUAUUCUGUAAUGUUUUCUGGCUUACAACAAUAAAACCUCAAAGGAACGGGUGUUCAAAUAAUAUGGAUAAACCAAACCGUAACUAGACGAAAACGGGAAUGAUUUACAGAUGGAACAAAAGAAAUUCCUUUAGGUGGGCAGCUAAGGCUUUAGAGGAGGGACCGGUCUAACAGAUGCAGAUGUUGCUGAACCACUACUCCUGCCAUCCAUGACAAUGGACCAUGUUAGGGCUGAUGGGAGUUGAAGUCUAGCAACAUCUGGAUGGCCACAGGUUCCCCAUAGGCAUCUCUGGCCUGUGGGAGCAUGUAGCCCAGUUCAAAAGUUGUCCAUUUGCAUCAGGUGUUUGGCUUUAUGAAGAAAGCAGAGGAUGGGGGAAAUAGCCUGGAAACAUUAGACAGAACUGGGUUUGUUCUUUUUUUUCAGAUUGGUAGGCCAAGGCUUUAUCAUGUUGAGGAAUAUCAUCAUUUGACUUAGAAUAUCAUUGUGCAGCAUUCUGUCUACAGUGUUUCCCAAACUAGAGGUCUCCAGCUGUUUUUGGACUACAACGCACAUCAUCUCUAGCUAGCAGGACCGGUGGUCAGGUAUGACGGGAAUUGUAUUCCAGAAACAGAUGGAGACCCAAGUUUGGGAAACGCUGGAAGGUUUUGCGGAAAGCAUUUGUCAGAACUGGCCUUUGAGCUAACAGAGACUGUGCUUUGUUCUUGGGGUGUUUUGUUAAAAUAGUCUUGUCUCUUUUCCUUCCUAGCAAAAAAGAGAAAAUCAGAUAAGGUAAGACCAUCCUUAUGCAUACUGGCGCAGUUAAAUGAGAUGUACCUUUUCUAACUUUUUUUUUGCAAAGAGUCGUCAGUACAGGAGAAAGCUUAAAGACACACAUCCCUUGUGCAUGUGAGCAGACCUGCUGGUUUCCCUCAACUUUCUCGAUCUUAAUCUAUAUGCCUAAUGUUGCUUGCCGAAUCUUGGGAGGGUUGGGGGAGGCUGUUGAUGGAGAGGACUGCAUCCUUUGGAAUGGCCUGGUGGUAGAUUUUACUCACACUUGUUCUGAUUGGCAGCUUCUCAGGAGGAUCCCCUCCAGCAGCUUGUUGAGUGAUUCUGGUCCCCAACUCUGUUGCACAAAGAUCCUGUAAAUAUACUUCUGUGUACCUGGAUGCUUCUUUUUAAUUUUUUACUGCUAGACAGCGCACCUGCUCUGUUGGUUAUGGCAAGGAGUGCUUGGCUUUUGGGGCUUGAUAACUUUGGCCAUUUGACCACUGCCUUCCUCUGAUGUAACUUUUCUUUUCCUUUUUUUAAAAAAAUAAAUGUUAUUAGGGUUUAUAGAGAAAAAUACAUAAUUUAAUAUCAAACAUAUUUCCCCCUCUUUUUUUUUUGUCCAAACUAAGCCUUUAAAUACAGUAUAAACAUAAAGAGAAGGGGGGGGGAGAGAGAAAGAAUAAAGAAAUAGAAAUAGAAAAGAGGUUAAGAGAGAGAGAGAGAGAGAAAUAAAAUUCAGAAGGUAAGGGACUUCUGAUUCUUCAUCUCUCGGCUAUAUAUAAACAAAAUUCACUUCACCCACUCCAAUAUAAUACCCAGCAAAGCCACUUUCCAUAAACAAAUAUUAUCUUCAAUCAUCAAAUCCAAAUGUCAUUAUUUCUUGUUCUUUUUCACUCCAAAAGCCUACGGGAGUUUUCCAAUCUUUUAACAAAUGUUAGCAACGACUUUUCCCUGAUUAAACAUGUCUGUUUCACCAUCUCAGUGGAGUCCGUUAGUUUUAACAGCCAUUCUUCUGUUGCUGGUAACAAUGGGUCCUUCCAUCUUUCUACAUAUAAAAGUCUCGGAGCCGUAAUCGUAUAUUGAAGCAAAGUUCCAUAGUCCCCUCUGAUGACACUUUUCAAAGUUAGCAGUAAGGUGUGUUUUUUUAAAAAAAAAUGAUCCUUUGCUGCUCUUCCCCUUUUGUUUCAGAAUCCCAACUCGCCCCGACGAUCCAAGUCCCUGAAACAUAAAAAUGGUGAGUGCAUUAUGUGUGUCGGUUCUCUUCGCUCAUUCCCUCCUUACACACCAUAGCAGCAUUUCCUGGGCUCCUGAAGCAUACUUCUCUGUGUUAAUUAAAAUCUGGCAUCCAAGUAGAUUGGGGUUGACAGGGAAAGGCGUAGUAUGGAUAGCCUUUAAAUUGGUCUGACAGGUAGGGAGAGCUUUUUUAAAACACACACACACACACACACACACACAAAAUUUGGAAGCUUCAAAUGGGGCCUAAUGGCUAUCUGGGAUGAUGAUUGUGUGUGUAGCAGUUCUUUAGACCAGAUGCAGAUGGAGCCAAUGGAAAGAGGGUGUUGCAAAAAAUACUUGGGAACAGGCGUUAUGCAGGGCAGCUCUGAAACCACAAUGCAGAAUGGGGAACAUGCUCCGAGAUGCAUGAUAGCUCAGUUGGUAGAACAUGAGACUCCUAAUCUUAGAGUCGUGAGUUUGAGCCUCACAUUGGGCGAAAUAUUCCUGUGUUGCAGGGAGUUGGACUGGGUGACCCUUGCGGUCCCUUCCAACUGUAUGAUCCUAUGACACUCAGCCUAUCCCUCAACUCAACUUGCCCCUGCAUUCCUUCCUAAUAAGCCCUCAGUGCUGCCGGGAGAGUGAAAUGGGGAGGGGGGAACUUUAUGGCCUUCCAGAUGUCACUGUACUCUGAUACCCACCAGCCACAGCUCGCAUGGCCAAUGGUCAGUUAUGUUGAGAAUUGUAGACCAGCAACACCUGGCAGUUGAUAGUUUCUGCACCCUUGGAACAAAGUGAGCUUUUCACCUGCGCUGUGCUUGUGUUCACCUGCGCUUUUUACCUGCGCUGUAUUACGUUGUGCUUGUGUGUGUGUGUUACUAUACAAAGAUAAAAUAUACCAGGCAUGUCCAACCAGUAACAACUUUGCUGGUCUCCCCCAAAAAAGCUCAACAAGUUUGGUCAAUCCAAUGGGUUGUUUUUUUAUAGUGCGAGUAGAUCGCAGUCUCUUGAGAGUUGGACGUGCCUGAAAUAUACAAAUGAAAUUCAUGGUUUUGCAACUCAAGUUCUUGUUUUGUGCAUUUCCUAAGGUGGAGGCCAGACAUCACUAUUAAUAUGCAUCCUCUUUUCUUAUUUUUCUUUUCCCCCUUCCCUAGGGGAACUGAGUGGUAACUCGGACCCAUUUAAGGUGAGUUUAGCUUGUCUCUGUAGCUCUCAACUUCUUGUGUCCUGCUUCAGAGAACUUCAGGAAGACCAUAGAGCUGUCCACUGGGGUCUGAGUGGGCUUUCAAGGGCCGCAGUAUGGAAGCCACUGUGAAUAGAGAAUGCCCUUGGAGAAUUGGGCCCAAAAAGCAAUCACUCUUAUUUGUGUAACCUCUAAAGUGCCUUGGCCUGUGUGUAUUCUGUUCCAAUAGUAUAACAACUCUGCUGGAAUCAACUAUGAAACGCUGGGCCCUGAGGAGCUCCGUACUUUGCUCACUACGGUGAGUACCAGAGUUUCCUUCUGCCUCUUGCUGUCGUGCACCAUCAGCUGCAAGGGUUGCCUGUUAACUAUGACUUCUUUGCAAUUGGUCGUUGACUGCAAUAAAAUGACUUGCUUACUUUGGCUUCCUACCAGAACCUCUUUUGUGAGCAUCCAAGUCAGUGAUAGCCGGAGGGCUCGUAACAUCUCUUAGCUAAGUCCCACGGUGUGUUUGAUGGAUAGAUUAGCUAUUUGCAACAAAAUACUACCUUUAAUAUUUAUUUAGCCCCAGCUCACUUGUUUGUUGGGGUGCACGGAACAGGGAACAGCAGAGGAGGUGGCGACACAGGCAAGGCUCUGUAGGGUUAGGUUUUGAAGCACAAGGUCAGCCUGGAUAGCUCAGUUGGUUUAGAGCACAGGGCUGAUAAGCAGGUUGCAGGUUCAGACCCUGUAUGGGACAGUGCAUAUUCCUGCAUUGCAGGGGGUUGAACUAGAUGAUCCUCAGGGUCCCUUCCAACUCUUAAAGGUCUGUGAAGGUUGCCGGAAAGGCCUUGACUAGCAACGUGGAGAUGACAGUGGCUGACGGAGGUGUGAAAGAAAGCUGUGUGCGCAGGAAUAUAUAUUGAUGCACUCUGUGAGCUGCUGCCUGGGCCUUGGUGUGGGUCCUCUCAGGUUUCCUUGUUUUUACCCCAUGGAGUGGUAUCGAGCUUGCCAGGGAUCAUGGCUUUACUCUCUUACCUUUCCCCUACUCUGAGUGGGAACGUUCCUCCACGUCUGUCUUCUCCAACUCCCAAGUAGGGUUGUUCAUAGCUUCCUUAAGACCAGGCUCUGCCCCUUCCAUACCUCACAUGAGAGUUCCCUUGCUUCCAGGUAGGCCAUAUUGGCUCACCCGCUUCCACAUUCCCAAUAACUUUCCAUCCUCCUUCAGCCCCGCUUGGAGCCACUGUAACUUUUGUCUUUAUCCCGGCAAUCCUCAUGGCAUUUCUGAGAACUCUACUUUCAUUUAGAGUGCUGCUCCUCAAUUUCUGGUGGCAAAAAUUGUUCUUACAACCCCCCUCCCCCCGUAUACUUUUCAGAAUGUGUAAAAGUAAGAAUCGCCUUCCAUCAGAGCUCCCUUCCCGCCCCCUAAUACAUAUGCGUGAGACACUGUUUUGAGUGCCACCUUGAUUUGGAAAGGGCAGAGUGACAACAUAAGCAGAGAUGAAACAGGUGGCCUCCUCUGAGAGGUGGGCGCGUUUGGUUUGCAGGGAACAGCUAAUAAAUUCCUUAUUCCCCAGUUCUAUUAUACCAUACAGUUAGAGCAUUAGUGAUAUCAUGCUUGGCUGAAAGGGGCCAGCCCACUUCUGUCAUACUCGGUGGACUUUGAUUUGUUCGCUGCUGCACGCUUUUCAUUUGUUGACGCUGUAUAUUUCCUUCUCCGUAGCAAUGUGGGGUGAUAUCUGAGCACACCAAGAAGAUGUGUACACGGUGAGAGCAGCCCUUCCUUCUACUUUCUUGAGCCCCAUAACCUCUUUCCGUUCCUCUACCGGUGCAACCGUUCCCAGGUCACAAGGAGAGUGGGAGGUAUUCACGACUGCCUGCUUGGGGUGGCUGGGUGGAAGUCCAGGUUAACUGCGAUGGAUCUGAAAGAACACCCACACCAUGAUCCGUUCGCUGCCGUUGACUCAGAAUUUACGCUCGGGGCCAAAAUAUGUCCUGAAAGCUGGGGGGGGGGGAGUGUAUUUCGCGUUGGGUUAGCUUGCAAACUGCCUGCACAGGCUGAAGGUGGAAGUGGGAAUCUUCCCGACUCUUCAAUCUACCCUUGCAACUUGCUGCUUCUGGUUUGCCUGUCCCAAUGCACCUUGUUUUGCUGGUCAUUUAUCAGUAGCUUAAAAGGCAACUAGCUCUUAAUGAGUUUGCGGAAGUUUCUUUGCCUGCUUGCUUGGAAGAGACUGGGAGUGGCCGCUGAGACCAUAUAACACCGGUCCUGAAAGACCUACAUUGGCUCCCAGUAUUUUUCUGAGCACAAUUCAAAGUGUUGGUGCUGACCUUUAAAACCCUAAACGGCCUUGGGCCAGUAUACCAGAAGGAGCGUCUCCACCCACAUCGUUCAACCUGGACACUGAGUUCCAGCUCUGAGGGCCUUAUGGUGGUUCCCUCACUGCGAGAAGUGAGGUUACAGGGAACCAGACAGAGGGCCUUCUCGGUAGUGGCGUCUGCCCUGUGGAAGGCCCUCCCAUCAGAUGUCAAGGAAAUAAACAAUUAUCUGAAUUUUAGAAGACGUCUGAAGGCAGCCCUGUUUAGGGAAGUUUUAAUGUUUGAUGUUUUAUCGCUUUAUUAUUAUUAAUAAAAAUAUUCUGUUGGGUGCCGCCCACAGUGGCUGGGGAAACCCAGCCAGAUGGGUGGGGCAUAAAUAUUAAAAUUAUUAUUAUUAUUACUCACCACACAUGGCCCAGCAAACAGUUGCUUACAAACCUGCCUUAGUUGUUGUCAUAGGACAGAGUCAGACCACUGGGAGCUGUGCAGGAACUGCUGAAAAACUCACUGUAUGAUUCCUGUAACCAGCAAAUUAAGCCCAGUGUUACCACCACCACCACCACCCAGUUUCCCCAGAAUUAUGACUGGCUAUGGAAGGAUGUUGGCAUUGGGCUUGACUGCCUGUCGGGGUGAUGGAUAACUUCCUUCCCAGAUGGCAAUGGGUGCCAUGUGUUCAGUUGCCAAAUGCCCACCGUAGCGCUUGCUGGUCUGCCGUUUAUGCUCCCAGUUGAUGUUAAUUGGGCUCAUUGGUAUCCAUUUAAGCUCAGUGCUUGUGGGCUGCUUCUGAUAUUUUAACCCUGGUGAAGAGACUGGGAGUUGUCCACCAGCUUGUGUUUCCAACCUCCCUUCUACCAUGAAAGUUUUGCCUUCACUUCUCUUGUCAGCCUGAACACUAAUGGGUUGGCAAAUGUUGGUGUAAGACAUAGUUGUAUACUACGGCUAAAACCUUAUCAGAGAAGAGAGGGAAAUCUGAAUAUCAUACAGGAGUGUACAGAUCCACAGACCUAUGCAAUUGACAGGCAGUGUCAAUGGUCUGCAUGUGUAGCUUUCCACGCUCAGUGUAGAGUAUCCAGGAUUGUGUGCACCCCAUGCUUUUUAUAUUUAAAAAGUCCAUUCAAAUUCUGUGAUAAAAAUUGGGCAGCUUGUAUAAAUUAUGAAAUUAAGCUCUGUGGCUUUUUCUUUAUUUUUUAUUUUUUUUAUUUUUGCAUAACACUGGUGGGAAACCUAUUAUCCUCCAGACGCUGGACUCCAGCUCCCAUCAGCCCCAAUCAACAUGACCAGUGGUCAGGGUUUAUAGAAGAAAAAACAUCUGGGAGGCCACAGAUUCUCCACUUCCGUCACACAGCCAUGGAGAGGUUGUGGAAGCCCCAUGUCUUUAUGAGUAGAAAUCCUGGUCAGCCUCACUCUGGCUUCUGAGGCUUCAACUGAGGUUGCCCCACACUUGCAAGCCUCUUGUUUUGCAGCCAUGAGAGCUACCAACUUGCUUUUAAUGAAAGACAGCUGAGGUCCAGAAAGUCACUGAAAUCAGUGCCCACUUUCCAAAUUUGAAAUGUGCAAAAUACACAGUUCUGGGUUUAUUACUGGACCAAGGGGCCUAUCUUUUUUUAAGGGAUGCUCCUGGUUGUAUGUUUCAGCACCCAAAUGAGCCCUUCAUAUGGCUGGCUUAGUUACUCCAUUUCCGGAAUAGCGCAAACAUUCUUUACUGCAGUCCAAAGACCCACAGAAACAGUUUUGGAAGCGAAAUACCGCAGGAACAAAGGGAAAAGAUUCCAAGGCAGUCACUGUGCUUUAUCCAUUUCUGGAAUGAAUAGCAAUCCGUUUAGGAACAGGAAAACCUGUGUUUCUCAGCUUGUGCCUCAUCCCUGACUUUUCCCCUUUUCCUGCAGGUCUUUGCGCUGCCCCCAACACACGGAUGAACAGCGGAGGUCAGUCAGAGUCUACCUCCUGGGACCCUCUGCGUAAGUGUGAUGGGAUGGAGGCAGGGCAGGUGUGGUAUAGGGAAACCCCCCCCUCCCAAAAAAGUGUCGUGUGAUUAACACUUAAGUUCAACUGGAAGGACUCUGGAGAAGGACUGUGCUUGCUUUUUAAAGAAAAGCUGAAUUAUUCAAUGGACAUAAAUUGAGCAUCUUUCUCUAGCUGAUUAGCAUAAUUCUGCAUAGGUGGUCAAGGGGAGGCGGCAGGACUGGGAGAAACCUUACUUGGCCAUCCUGCUCUCUUUUGGUUGUAUUUUUGCAGCUGUGAAGCUUGCAGGUGUUUUUUGUCUCCUUUCUUAGUAAACCCACACUCAGUGCAGCGUUUUGUGUUCCUUUGAAACCGCAGAAUUCAUUUUGUCUUGCCUGGAAUUUGUUGCCUGGAUGGAAGCUAACCUGAUCCAGCAGCAGCUCUCGCAAACAUGUCUCCUCCUUCAUUGGCUGCUGUGCUUCAAUACGCAGCAUGCAUUGAGAGCACCCAAAUUCUGCAUACAUUACUCACCUGAAUGACCCUUGCAUGCAUGCAUGCAUGCAUGCUCUCUCUCUCUCUCUUCCUCUCUGGCGUAACUUCCCUUCUGUUUGCACAUGAGUGGAAAGCCAAGAAGUUGCCCUGAAGCCUUACCAUCAGCAAGUCAUCCUCAGCCUCUAGCCACUCAAGCUUCUGCAAUUCCACCCCAUGCUGCCCACACAUCUUACAACUUGCUUUCUCAGUCAGCUAGACAAUUUUGUUUUAAUGCACUGCACAACAUUAGAUCACAUCCCCGUUACUCUGUAUCAGUUAAUAACUAGGGACCCUCUAGUCCGCGUUCAUUAUUGCAAAUUUAAAAAUUUCCAUUUUACCUGUAAAAGUUGGACCUGGUGGGGACAAGCCCUUUGUCAGUCCUAAUCUUGGUAUGACAACUUUGUUAAGAGUCUUGAAGUGUAAAUCAGAAGAUUUUGCCAUUUUGGUCUAGUUCAAGGAUUGGCAGCCUUUAGGGUCCUCUAGAUAUCACUAGAUUCCUACCUCCUAUCAGUCUCAGUCAGCGUGGACUGUGCUCAGGGACAGUGAAAAUGGUGGUCCAACAACAUCUGGAGGUCCACAGCUUCCCCAUGCCUGGUCUAGUCUGUUUCCAGGUGUGACCAGUCAGGUAACCCUGGGGACAAAAAAAUUCACUCCCAUAGUACCUGGUAUUCAGAAAAUAUACUGCUCUUACACAUGGAGGUUCCAUUUGGCUAUAAGGGUUAAAAGCCAUCUAUAAGAUCCAUUAGCCAUGAAUUCAUUCUAAUCCUUAAAAAAAAAAAGGAAAGCCAUCUAAGAUAGCUAUCUCCUUGAAGUCACACCCAUAACGAUGCAUUACUUCUGUCUGCAGCCAAUAAUUAGGGGGCCUGAAAUGCUAAUGUUGGGAGUUAUCUCAUCUGCAAAGUGAACGUUUUGCAAAGGUUUUGCAGAAUCCUUUCUCUGGAGAAAGCAGUCAGAUUGGAUGUGAAGGCAAGGAGGAGGAGUGGAGUGUUUUGCUUUGUGACGCUGCCUUGUUUCCUUUUUACUCUCCACGUGGCUUUAAAACCUCAGCUGAGAAGCUGCAGAAGCAGCAGCUGCUGGAGGGCGAGUCACCUUGCUCCUUCAACCCUUCUCAUACAUCUGCCCCUUUUCCUAGCUCACUUCCCGAGGCAGAAGGAAGUGUGGAGAAUGACAGUUUUGACGUGGCGGAAAGUCAAGCCCUCAUGAAUAGACUGCAGUGGGACGGAUCUUCAGAUAUCUCGCCUUCUGACUCGGCUUCAUCGAAAGCAAGUAAGAAUCGGACGGGGUGCCCAGUUAGAGCACGGCAUAAGUUGGUGAUGGACUGGGCUGCCAUUAGUGCUGGGAUGGCAUGUUCUUUGUGCCUUUUCUAAAACAAUCUUCCCCAAGAACCUUUUACAGUGGUAUAUCGGGUUACGAACUUAAUUCGUUACGGAGGUCCGUUCUUAACCUGAAACCAUUCUUAACCUGAGGUGUGCUUUCGCAAUUGGGGCCUCCUGUGCUGCCGCAUGAUUUCUGUUCUCAUCCUGGGGCAAAGUUCUUAACCCAAGGUACCACUGUACAAAGUGUUGUCAACAGAGGAAAGUGUCUAUGAAACAUACCAGAGGCUUAACAGGCACUUGCCUUCUUCUCCACCUCAGGUACAAACAACUCAGAGUCCCGGAAAACCAAAAAGAAGAAACCGCACAUGAGCCUGGUAGGAGGUGCUCCAGGAAUGAGCUCCAGCAAGAAGAAACUGAAGCCGAAGCAGCUUGCACCUCCCACCCCCAGCCUUUAUGACGACAUCAAUUGA
Podarcis lilfordi (Lilford's wall lizard) is the source of this 13326-nucleotide messenger RNA. Lineage: Eukaryota; Metazoa; Chordata; Lepidosauria; Squamata; Lacertidae. The record is from the annotation of a GenBank genome assembly.